Messenger RNA from Maudiozyma saulgeensis, 1623 nucleotides. The record is from the annotation of a GenBank genome assembly. NCBI's taxonomy places the organism in Eukaryota, Fungi, Ascomycota, Saccharomycetes, Saccharomycetales, Saccharomycetaceae.
AUGGAAGAUAACGAAUCCAGCACAAAUAAAUUCGUUCCAGAGUACAGACGUACUAAUUUCAAAAAUAAAAGUAGAUUUACUGCUGAUGAAUUGCGUCGUAGAAGAGAUACUCAACAAGUGGAACUACGGAAAGCUAAAAGAGAUGAAGUAUUAGCUAAGAGAAGAAAUUUUGUUCCACCUACAACUGGAGAUGAUUCUGAAGAUGAAGAAGAUAAUCAAGAUGCAGAUCAACAAUUCUAUAAUCAAUUACAACAGGAAUUACCUCAAAUGAUUAAACAAAUUCAAUCUAAUGAUUUACAAGAACAAUUGUCAGCUACAAUUAAAUUUAGACAAAUUCUUUCAAGAGAAUAUCGUCCUCCAAUUGAUGUAGUAAUUCAAUCUGGUGUUGUUCCAACUUUAGUUAAUUUUAUGGAUCAAAAUCAACCUGAAAUGUUACAAUUAGAAGCAGCUUGGGCCUUAACUAACAUUGCUUCUGGUACUUCAGAACAAACUAAAUAUGUUGUGGAUUCAGGUGCUGUUCCAUUAUUUAUUCAAUUAUUGUAUACAGGAUCUGUAGAGGUCCAAGAACAAGCUAUUUGGGCUUUAGGUAAUGUUGCUGGUGAUUCUACUAGUUACAGAGAUUAUGUUUUACAAUGUGGUGCCAUGGAACCAAUUUUGAAUUUAUUUAACUCUACAAAGACUUCUUUAAUUAGAACCGCCACAUGGACUUUGUCUAAUUUAUGUAGAGGUAAGAAACCACAACCUGAUUGGAGUAUCGUUUCUCAAGCUUUACCAACUUUAUCUAAAUUGAUUUAUUCCCUUGAUGAUGAAACUUUAGUUGAUGCUUGUUGGGCUAUUUCUUAUUUAUCUGAUGGUCCACCAGAAGCUAUUCAAGCAGUCAUUGACGCUAGAAUUCCAAAGAAAUUAGUUGAAUUAUUAGGUAAUGCAUCUACUAUGGUUCAAACUCCAGCUUUACGUGCAGUAGGUAAUAUUGUUACAGGUAAUGAUUUACAAACACAAGUUAUUAUUAAUUGUGGUGUCUUAAGUGCUUUAAGAAAUUUAUUAAGUUCACAAAAGGAAUCUAUUAAGAAAGAAGCCUGUUGGACCAUAUCUAAUAUUACUGCAGGUAAUGCAGAACAAAUUCAAGCUGUCAUUGAUGCUAAUGUUAUUCCAGCUUUAGUUGGAAUCUUAAAAUCAGCUGAUUACAAGACUCAAAAGGAAGCUUGUUGGGCUAUCUCUAAUGCAUCUUCAGGUGGUUUACAAAAAUCAGAAAUUAUUAGAUAUCUAGUAUCUCAAGAUUGUAUAAAGCCAUUGUGUGAUUUAUUAGAAAUUGCUGAUAAUAGAAUUAUAGAGGUAUCCCUUGAUGCAUUAGAAAAUUUCUUAAAAGUCGGUGAAAAGGAUAAAGAAGCUCGUGGUUUAGCUGUUAAUGAAAAUGCAGAUUUGAUUGAAAAAGCUGGUGGUAUGGAAAAAAUCUUCAAUUGUCAACAAAAUCAAAAUGAUAAAAUCUAUAACAAGGCAUUCAACAUUAUUGAAACGUAUUUCGGUGAAGAUGAUGAGGUCAUUGAUGAAAGUAUGGCUCCGGAAACCAGUGGUAAUACAUUUGGUUUUGGUUCUAAUGUCAACCAACAAUUUAACUUCAACUAG